This is a messenger RNA of Seminavis robusta, 1797 nucleotides long. The record is from the annotation of a GenBank genome assembly. Lineage: Eukaryota; Bacillariophyta; Bacillariophyceae; Naviculales; Naviculaceae.
AUGUCUACUGCUACUCCUGAUAGUGAUACAAAGAAGAAGAUGAAGUACAUUGUGGUGACAGGCGGUGUCGUGAGUGGUCUCGGCAAGGGCAUUACGAUUUCGAGCAUGGGUCGGUUGUUGCAGGCAUGCGGCUACUCGGUGACGGCGCUCAAGAUUGAUCCCUACUUGAAUGUGGACGCCGGCACGAUGAGUCCAUUUGAACACGGCGAAGUCUUUGUCUUGGAAGAUGGCGGCGAAUCGGAUUUGGAUUUGGGCAAUUACGAACGCUUUCUCGGUAUUUCCUUGACGGCCGAUCACAAUUUGACCACUGGCAAAGUGUACUCGCGAGUCAUUGCCGCCGAACGACGCGGCGAUUAUUUGGGCAAGACGGUGCAAGUGGUGCCGCACAUUACCAAUGCCAUUCAAGAAUGGAUGGAACGAGUGGCGCAUAUUCCCGUCGAUCCCAAACAUCCCGGUCGCGUCGCCGAUAUUUGUCUGAUUGAAGUGGGAGGCACCGUGGGCGAUAUUGAAUCGUCCGUCUUUUUGGAAGCGCUGCGACAGUUCCAAUUCAAAGUGGGGCAUGACAAUUUCUGUUUGGCAUUUGUCUCGCUGGUGCCCUAUUUGGGAGAACAAAAAACCAAACCGACGCAACAUGGCGUCAAGGAUCUGCGAUCGUUGGGAUUGUCUCCCAGUGUCAUUUUUUGUCGUUCCAAACAACCACUGUUGGAAGCUACGCGCGACAAGAUUUCCAACUUUUGUCACGUUCCUCCCACGCAUGUACUGGGAGUCCACAAUGUGCAAAAUGUCUAUUUGGUACCCACGUUGUUGCAAGAACAAAACUUGCAUGCCAUUCUCCAAAAGCAGUUGAAUUUGGGGGCUACUUCUGCGCCUGAAUUGGGUGAUUGGGCCGACAUGGCACGCUCUCUCGAACAUUUUGAAGAAACCGUCGUCAUUGCACUCAUUGGCAAGUACACGGGCUUGCAGGAUUCCUAUCUAUCCGUCAUCAAGGCACUCAAGCAUGCAUCCAUUGCGCAGCGACUGAAUCUAGAACUACUCUGGGUCGAAGCGGCGCAUUUGGAAGAAAAUGACAGCGAUAAUGACAACGACAAGGAACAAUACAAUCAAGCAUGGGACAAGGUCAAACGCGCCCAAGGCAUUGUCGUGCCCGGUGGAUUUGGGGAUCGAGGAUUUCUCGGUAAAGUACUGACUGCCGAAUACUGUCGGACGCAUGCCACUCCAUUUUUGGGAAUUUGUUUGGGAUUUCAAGCCAUGGUCGUCGAGUACGGGCGGAACAUUUGCCACUGGGAGGAUGCCCAUUCCACCGAGUUGGAUGAAAAUACCAAACAUCCCGUUGUCAUGUUCAUGCCCGAAGUCGAUCCCACCACCAUGGGAGGCACUAUGCGAUUGGGAGGACGCGACACGAUUUUCAUGACGCGUCCCGAUACGAUUACUGACACGACACAAGAAGAAAAGAAAACGGCUCAUUUGCAUUACAGUCCCAAACACGCCGACUUUUCCAGUCAACUCCAGGGACUUUAUGGCAGUCUUCCCAAAAUAUCCGAACGGCAUCGUCAUCGAUACGAAGUCAAUCCACAGUACGUGCCCGAUUUGGAAGAUGCCGGACUUGUCUUUUGUGGAAGAGAUGAAACGGGAGAGCGCAUGGAAAUUGUUGAAUUGCCACUCGACGUGCAUCCUUACUAUGUGGGUACUCAGUUCCAUCCCGAAUUCAAAUCGAGACCCUUGCAUCCCAGUCCACCCUUUGUUGGACUCAUUCAAAAGGCUCAUGUCAACAAGAAGACGGAGACGACUGCCGAGUAA